Messenger RNA from Cynara cardunculus var. scolymus (artichoke), 2564 nucleotides. RefSeq names its product phosphatidylinositol 4-kinase gamma 7-like. The transcript has 2 exons. The coding region runs from base 479 to 2416 and encodes 645 amino acids. Lineage: Eukaryota; Viridiplantae; Streptophyta; Magnoliopsida; Asterales; Asteraceae. The record is from RefSeq and is a predicted model, not a curated record.
GAGUUUUUAGAGAGAGAAAAAGGAGCAAGAACAGGGAGAAAGGGUUUUGUCUUUCUCGUCUCUCCCGUUGAAUCUUAUCACUUUUACAACGAUAACCCCUCCGGCCUUUCUCGUCUCUCCGGUUGAUUUACGCUCGUCUGCUUCUUGAUUCUGGUUCGCCUUCUUUCUCUGUUACCGUAUGUGAAUCGCUCACGGAUCUAUUCAUUUGAUUAGGCAUCACAGAUUGAUUUGAAUCAGUAAGACAGGCAGGCAGUGAUACCAAUUCCGGCUGUCUCCUUUGUCUCUGAUGCGAUCUAUUGUUUUAACCUUCUAGCUUGAGAACUAUGAAGAUUUGAGUUCCAUUUUGGCAUUCGAUGAUUGUUUGUGUACCACACCACCAUUAAUUUGCAGCUUCUUUCUGAGGUUGGAUCUCUUUAGGGAGUUAAUCCAUCUUCCCAGCCGUAGGCUGAGAACACCCAUUGUUGCCUUCCCUUGGUUCAUGUCUCGGGAUUUGGACAGCCCAGUUCAAACCCAAAUGGCUGUAGCAGUUUUUAGAAGUCCUUUAGGGAGGGAGUAUCAUGAAAACAAUCGGAUGGAAGGGGUAAAACCUACGGGCAGGAGACGUGUUUUUGUUCAAACUGAAUCUGGCUGUGUGUUAGGAAUGGAGCUAGAUCGAACUGAUAAUGCCCAUAUGGUUAAGCGAAGGUUACAGAUUGCUCUUAAUUUCCCGAUUGAGGAGAGUUCUUUGAGUUUUGGAGAUAUGAUAUUGAAGAACGACCUUAGUGCCAUUCGUAAUGAUUCCCCUCUUCUUUUAACCAGAAACGUCUUGCAUCGAAGUUCUUCAACUCCUUGUCUGUCUCCCACUGGUAGGGAUAUACACCAGAGAGAUCAGAGUGGGCCUGUCGAGAUCUUGGGGCAUUCGAGUAGUUUUGUGGGAACGAAGCAGAUUGUUGAUGAAGUUGUGAUUGCGAUAAAGAUUGGCAUUGAUCCAAUCCCAGUUCAUAGCGGGCUUGGAGGUGCUUAUUAUUUCAGAAAUAGCAGAGGUGAGAGUGUGGCGAUAGUGAAGCCGACAGAUGAAGAACCCUUUGCCCCAAACAACCCUAAAGGUUUUGUGGGUAAAGCUCUUGGUCAACCAGGGUUAAAGCGUUCGGUUCGUGUUGGUGAAACUGGCUACAGAGAGGUGGCUGCUUACCUUCUUGAUUAUGAUCACUUUGCUAACGUGCCUCCCACCGCAUUGGUCAAAAUUACCCACUCUAUUUUCAACGUUAAUGAUAGUGUAAGUGGGAAUAACAACAACAAACCUGAAAGAAAGAAGAAACUUUAUAGCAAGAUUGCUUCAUUCCAGCAGUUCAUGCCUCAUGAUUUUGAUGCUAGCGACCAUGGAACCUCAAGCUUCCCUGUGUCUGCUGUUCAUCGUAUUGGUAUAUUAGAUAUAAGGAUUUUCAACACAGAUAGGCAUGCUGGGAAUCUGCUAGUUAGAAAGCUUAACAAUGAUGAGGUUGGGAGAUUUAGUGAAGUUGAACUCAUACCCAUUGAUCAUGGUCUUUGCUUGCCGGAAAGUUUGGAGGAUCCGUACUUUGAGUGGAUCCAUUGGCCCCAGGCUUCAAUUCCAUUUUCUGAGGACGAGCUCGAGUACAUUGAGAAACUUGAUCCAUAUCGUGACUUGGAGAUGUUGAGAAGAGAACUUCCGAUGAUACGAGAAGCCUGUCUUCGCGUCUUGUUUCUGUGUACGAUUUUCCUCAAGGAAGCUGCUGCUUAUGGGCUGUGUCUUGCCGAGAUAGGUGAAAUGAUGAGUCGUGAGUUUCGGCGUGGUGAAGAGGAACCCAGUGAGCUUGAGGUGUUGUGUAUGGACGCGAGGAGACUGGUGGCUGAGAAGGUGCCAGAGGUAUUGGUUUUAUCCCCCAAGACUGAAGCAGACGAAGAUGCAUUCCAGUUUGAAAUCGACUAUGAUGAUUCUGCUUUUGACUCUACUCCUAAAUUGUUGGCAAACAACUCUCUUCCUUUCCAGUUUGGGUUUGGGAGAAACCCGCUUUCUAAACUUGAAGAAAGCACGGAAGAUGAGGAAGAAAGUGAAGGAAAUGAAGAGGAAAUGGCAGAUAUAGUGACAAUGAUACCUGCUGUUUCAAAGCUGCCAAUUUCAGUUAAGAACAAGUGCACUUUUGGUGAUGAUACGGGUAGUGGUAGCAGUAAGUCGAAAUCGAGAGGAGAAAAGGGUAGUAGUUAUGUAACGUUGAAUUCAUCAUCUGGACACAGGAGUGCGAAUGAGCUGCUUCCAGGUAGUGCGAGUUUUGUGAAGUUGGCAGACAUGAAAGAGGAAGAAUGGGGUCUGUUUCUGGAGAAGUUUGAAGAUCUGGUUUACGCAGCGUUUGCAAAGCGCAAAUCUAGUGCCAUGGGGCAGAGGCAGAGACAGAGGCUGGGGACUUCUUGCCAGUUUUGAGAUAUAAUGAGAUAGGAUUGAGACUGGAUGUUAUAUGAGCUUUAAUAAGAUGGUGUUUUAGGGUUUAGGGUUUGUAGGACAUGUUGUGUAAAUAUUGUUGCCUUUAGAAGAUGGUGAGUUUCGAGUUUAGUUGCUUCUUUUUUUCAUU